This is a messenger RNA of Cryptomeria japonica (Japanese cedar), 2322 nucleotides long. RefSeq names its product putative disease resistance protein RGA3. Gene Ontology annotation, molecular function: protein binding; ADP binding. NCBI's taxonomy places the organism in Eukaryota, Viridiplantae, Streptophyta, Pinopsida, Cupressales, Cupressaceae. The transcript has 2 exons. The record is from RefSeq and is a predicted model, not a curated record. Bases 154 to 2322 code for a protein of 722 amino acids. Gene Ontology annotation, biological process: defense response to other organism.
UUCAGCUAUUGUAUUCCCUCUGUUUGAAGUUUCAUUGAGCUAUUGUAUUUCCUCUGUUUGGAGUUUCAUUCAGCUAUUGUAUUUCCUCUGAGAUAGGCCUGCAGCGCUUGAUUAAGAAAAGAGGCAGACUUGUCAAGUUCCAUAUCUUAAAAGAUGGAAACUGUGCUUGCAGCUGCAGUCGUUGGAAAAGUCCGUCAGAUGGUCCUUCAAGAAGUCACUAAUGAGAUAUCUUUAGUGAUGAACUUCAGAGAAGAUUUUGAAGAGUUGAAGAACAAAAUCGAGCAAAUCAAUUGCUUUUUAAAAGAAGCAGAUGGAGAGCGGAGUGAAAAAAAGGAGUCUGUGAUCAACUGGCUAAAGAGAGCCCGUGACCUUGCCUGGCGGGCAGAGGACAUAGUUGAAGAAUGUGCCUUUGAAUUCAUGUAUGGUAAUAUUACUCAGUCAUGCACUCUGAGUUAUAGUCAACUGAUUUUUCGCCUUAGAAUGGGACGAAGAAUUAAAAAGGUCAAAGCUCGAUUGAGCUCCAUUGUUAAAGAGGGAGAUGAGCUGAAAAUAUACAAAGCCACAAUGUCUUCUGCAGCAGCAGAAGCGUCAACAAGUGCACCAGCACAGGGAAAGAAAUCUAGUCUCUUGCCUAGAGAUUCACAUCCAGUAGGGAUAGAUUCCAAGGUUGAACAUCUGAUCAGCUUGUUAGAAGACCCACAAGUUCCGAUUAUAGCCGUCGUUGGUAUGGGCGGCCUGGGGAAGACAUUUCUUCUCCAAAAUUUCUACAACAGAGCAAAAUCCAGGUUUGACUAUUCUAUUUGGCUCUCUAUCUCUAAAUCAUAUUCUGUCAAGGAUUUGCAAAAUGAUAUAGCUUCCCACAUAGAUUUACAAAAAGAAAUUGUAAAUGUAAGUGAAGUGAGAGCGGCUGAAUUGAUUCGUGGCAGUCUGGAAGUGGAAGGGAAAAGAUCCCUUAUUGUGCUGGACGAUGUAUGGACGUUCUCUUAUGAAGAUAAUCUGAUUGAUAAGCUUGGUCUGCCAGCUGAGAGAUAUUCCAAUCUUGUGAUUAGCACAAGAAAUAUGGAGGUUGCUGAAAGUUCGAAGGCACGAAUUUACAAUCUGGAAAAUCUGUCAGAUGAAGAUAGUUGGAGGUUGUUUUGUGCUUAUGCGUUUCCUGAACGUGAGGGAAAUAGACCGCCACCGGAAGUGGAAGAGGAGGGUAGGAAGAUUGUACGACAGUGUGGAAAUUUACCUCUUGCUAUCAAAACGAUAGCAGCAUCCCUGUCCACCAGCAGGCAUGUCAGCGAAUGGGAGUCCAAAUCCCGUCAGCUCCAAAGGGCAGUUACUCGCAUUCCCAAUCGUGACCCUGUCAACGAUAUAUUAAAAUUGAGUUACGAUUCCCUGCCAGCACAUCUUAAAGCCUGUUUUGCUUAUCUUUCUUUCUUCCCUGAGGAUACAGAGAUAGACUGUGAGUACCUGAUAAAUCUAUGGAUUGGGGAGGGAUUCGUCCCAGCUGGAAAGGACCAGUGGGAUAUGGCCUGGCAUUGUUUGUAUGAACUUGUUAAUCUGUGUCUGCUUCAACUAUGGGAAGAUAGAGGGAUGACUGUGUUACAUUCAACCAUAUGUUACAAAUUAUCCAAAAACUGCAAAAUUCACGAUUUAUUGCAUGAUCUGGCCAUAAAAGUCUCUAGAGAAAAUAAAUGUGCCUUUUCUGUUGACAGAGCCAUUACAGAUACAAGUGAUGAUACUGGCUGCUGUCGGAUUUUGCUGGCUAAGCAAGAUAUAAAUGACAAUGCUUUCUCACAGAGCCGUCCUGUUUGCCUCCGUACAGUCUCAUUGUCUCAGAAGAAGGAGAUUAGAAGCAUUCCGGCACACUUUUUUAGAGCUAUGAGAGGGCUGCGUGUUCUGGAUUUGAGCUCCACAAGCAUCUCUGCAUUGCCUGCAUCCAUUGGAAAGAUGAAACUCCUUAAAGUCUUAAACUUAAGGGAUACAUUGAUAGAAGAGGUGCCAGAAUGUCAUUUAGAAUGCGAGAGUAUUAAUCGCAUUCCAAAAGGAUUAUCAAAGCUGGCAUCUUUGAGAAUCCUGAGAUCGAGUAUGUUGGAGCUCUCAAUGGAAGAGGAUGAAUUUGCGAGUGUAGAGGAUUUGGUCAAGAUGACUGAGCUUCAAGAACUACAGUUCAAUGUUAAUGAUGACAUGGAGCUGAAGAGGAUUGAAGACGGGAUCCUUGCGGAGCUGAUGAAGAUGCGUCGUCUGAGAAUCGCAUACAAGACUGGUGCUGGAACGGAGCUUCCACAGUUUCCAGAGAAAAUGAGAGCAAUGAAACAUCUGGAAAGCUUACAUUAG